Molecule: messenger RNA, 3745 nt
Organism: Doryrhamphus excisus (bluestripe pipefish)
Lineage: Eukaryota; Metazoa; Chordata; Actinopteri; Syngnathiformes; Syngnathidae
Gene: mta3
Product: metastasis associated 1 family, member 3
Biological process (GO): negative regulation of transcription by RNA polymerase II
Cellular component (GO): NuRD complex; nucleoplasm
Molecular function (GO): transcription corepressor activity; chromatin binding; sequence-specific DNA binding
Source: RefSeq, a predicted model, not a curated record
CUUCUUUGGGCUACUGAUGAACACCAGGAAGGGGGGGGGGUUGAUUUGGCCAAAAAAAAAAAAAGCCCAACCGGCGAUCGGGUGCACAUCCGGAAUCGCCACGAAUAACAUUAGUGCGCCUUCUGAUCCCCCUUUUUAUUUAGUUUUUUAAAUUAAUUUAUUCUUUUUUUCCUUAGUUGAUGUUUUACAUUAACACUCCGGGAGGGCAGAAAUGGCGGCCAACAUGUACCGGGUCGGAGAUUAUGUAUUUUUUGAGAACUCCUCCAGUAACCCUUACCUGAUUCGGCGAAUAGAAGAACUCAACAAGACGGCCAGUGGGAAUGUGGAGGCCAAGGUGGUGUGCUUCUACAGGAGGAGGGACAUCUCUCACAGCCUCAUCCAGCUGGCGGACAAACAUGCAAAGGAAUUGGAGGAGGAGAAGGAGAACCCCACAGAGACGGAGCUGACGGACAAACAGAAACACCAGCUACGCCACAGAGAACUCUUCCUCUCGCGGCAGUACGAGAGUCUACCAGCGACACACAUCAGGGGGAAGUGCAGCGUGGCGCUACUGAAUGAGACUGAAGCGGUUCUUUCAUACCUAGACAGAGAGGAUACCUUUUUCUACUCGCUGGUGUAUGACCCAACGCAGAAGACCCUGCUGGCCGACAAAGGAGAGAUCCGGGUGGGGCCACGCUUUCAGGCGGACAUACCGGAAAUGCUUCAAGAGGGUGAAGCAGAUGACAGGGACCAGGCCAAACUCGAGGAGAAACUCUGGGACCCGGAGUGUCCGCUCAGCAACAAACAGAUAGACCAGUUUCUGGUAGUGGCACGGGCGGUCGGUACGUUCGCUCGGGCGCUGGACUGCAGCAGCUCGGUGCGACAGCCAAGUUUACACAUGAGCGCUGCGGCGGCGUCACGCGAUAUCACGCUGUUCCACGCCAUGGACACGCUGCACUCUUACAACUACGACCUGUCGAGCGCGCUGAGCGUACUGGUGCCAGCGGGCGGGCCCGUGCUUUGCAGGGAUGAGAUGGAGGAGUGGAGCGCCUCAGAGGCGGCCAUGUUUGAGGAAGCGCUAGAGAAGUACGGCAAGGACUUCAACGACAUCCGACAAGACUUUCUUCCCUGGAAGUCUCUGACCAGCAUCAUAGAAUACUACUACAUGUGGAAGACCACAGACAGAUAUGUGCAACAGAAGAGGCUGAAGGCGGCCGAGGCGGAGAGCAAGCUCAAGCAAGUUUAUAUUCCCACAUAUAAUAAGCCCAACCCCAACCAGAUCUCACUGACCAAUGGAAAAAUGGCGACUGUGAACGGAGCCGGGCCCGGAGCCUUCCAUGCAACAGGCGGGGGUCGGGCAUGUGAGAGCUGUUACACCAUGCAGUCGGCCCAGUGGUACUCGUGGGGGCCGCCCAACAUGCAGUGUCGCCUGUGUGUGUCCUGCUGGAUGUACUGGAAGAAGUACGGCGGGCUGAAGAUGCCGAGCCGAGCCGAGGCUCCCGAGGAGAGGACCUCACCCACCCCGGCCAGCAAUGAGCCCAGGUCGCGGAGUCACGCCCCGCGCCAGUCCAACCACAUUCCCAUGCGGAACAGCGGCAGCCCCAAGUCCUCCAUGAAGACAAAGCAGGCAUUCCUGCUGCAGGCCACCCGGCUCACCAAGCUGGCACGGCACAUGUGCCGCGACGUCAUCAGGCUACGCCGUGCCGCACGCCGCCCCUUUGUUCCCAUUAACUGUGGGGCCAUAAAGGCAGAGUAUAUCUCAAGGGUGUCAGAAGGUCAUGGGACCCGCCUUCCCAAAAUCAGAGCCGCCCAAAGGAGCACCCUGACCAGCGUCGUGCAGUUUCUAGAGUCCCGUCCGGCAGCCCAGGCCCCUCGAUCCCACCGCACGCCCGGCCUGCAGACGCCGCCGCCUCGACGCCUCCUCUCCUCCCUCCCCCACGGGCCCCACGGCAUGCUGGGAAAACGCAGCUUCCAUCACCACAGCAGGGUGGAGCCAGACAGGCGCCCAGAGAAUCCGGGAACAACAGGUGGAACGCUCCUGCAUAACGGCCGCAGCAGUAGUGGCGGCGGCAGUGGCGGCGGCGGCGGCGGCAGCACCCGGGGAGGAGUCAUGAUCCGAAAGAGGCGCCCCAACUGGAUUGACGCCCCCGACGACAGUUUUUUCCUCGUGACCCGGGAGACCAGGAGGGCCAGGCGGAUGCUGUCGCGUUCCCAGCUCAGACACGCUUGUCGGCAGCCCUGCGAGCAGAUCACCCUACGCAGGGCUUCCCAAGGGGCGCCACAGGGGCUGGUACUGGGACCCCCGCAUCCUCAUCCCAGCCUGAGGAUGCGAGGCCCCAUCGUCAUCCAUGACUGACUGACCCUCGACUCUUCUCGCUGAAAAUCCAGACCCAUUUAACUAUUGCUCCGGUAUGGGGACAUCAUAAGACCGCCACACAAUCGAGACAUACGCUUUUACACGCCCCCUCCCACAGCCCCCACACCAUCCUGACAUGCCAUAUUAUUAGGUACGCCUUGAUUUGAACUUAUAUGCAGCAUGAGCAUCUCCAGGUCCAAGUAUGAAUCAGGUUGAAGUCUCAAUUCAAAACCUCCACUGAAAAACAACCAAAUUUCGCUGCAUUUGCCACUGGAGUAUUUGAGAAGGCAGUUCCAUUUGAGAGCUAAAUUCUAUGAAUAGCUAAUAGCUAAAACUAUGAAGUUGUACCGGACAGACCGGCCCCAGUGUAUAAAAUACAUGUAUGCAUGGGUGUGUAUGUCGCGAUGGUGUUAGCUGCCCUGGCAACGGCAGGGGACCUGAAUGCCGCGAUGAUGGAUGGGACUUUUGUGUUGUGACCUGUGACGUUUUGUCUUUUUUGUAUAAAGUUGUUUUUUUUCUCUAAGGAUGGGCAGGAAUUUGGAAAUGAAGGCAAUGUGGGGUCAUUUUUGUUUUACAAAAUUAAAAAAUCAAUGAAUUGCCAUGUAGUAAGACUCCAAAUCUGAAUCCAAUUAGUGUUCAUCCUCAGCCACGUGGGAUAUACAUAUGUAAUAUAGAAUAACAAACAGUGGCAGGAUCAUCAGGAGGCAAACCCCCACAUCAAAAAUGCACCAUGUAAAGAUAGACCACAUCUGCUAUCUUUUCAUUUGCGCUUUCAUCGACAAAAUACACAAAAGACCAGACGACACGUUCAGGGACAUUCAUAUUUCUCAAUAUGAAAUAUUAUUUAAAAGCGGGGGAAAUAAUUUCAAAUAAAUAUGACGGGGGGGGGGGGGCAUUUUUGUACAGGACAUACAGUUAAACUUGUUAAAUGAACAAAUUGAAUGGAUGACUGCAUAGUGAUAAUUAAUAUUCUGUAUUAUUGUAACCACGAUGAUGUUAGCAGUCCAUCCACUCAACCACCGUGCUGCCAUGUAAGCAGUCAAAUGCGUCAAUUAUGUGAAAUAAUGAAAUUGAAACAUUUUGACCUCAUUUAGAUUCCCCCAGGACAAUAUCGCUGCAUUCAAUGUCUCCAUGUACUACACUCCACUGUAAAUUCUACUCAUUCUAUUUCUAUGGCAUCACUGCAGCUUGUUCAUGUUGGGGGGUGGGGGGUUACUUUGCUUUUUGUUUGUAUUUUAAAAACAGGCAUGUCUUUCAGGUGACACAACGUGAUCCUGUGAGUUGUUGCGUUUGAAUUCAGAAUGUUUCUCGUAUGUGGUGUUCUGUUAUGAAUAUGCUGCUGCUGCUGCUGCUGAUGAUGAUGAUGAUGAUGAUAAUAAAAGUAACAAAAUGGUAGAUCAUGCUGGCCUU